Messenger RNA from Meloidogyne enterolobii, 423 nucleotides. Lineage: Eukaryota; Metazoa; Nematoda; Chromadorea; Rhabditida; Meloidogynidae. The record is from the annotation of a GenBank genome assembly.
UCCACCAUAUGAAGUAGAUCCUCCCCUAGAUAAUACGUCACUUGGGACCGAAGUAACCGACAUUUUAAUGGAAGACACGUGAAUCGUGAAGAUAUGAUAUCGAAAGGAAGAGGCGCUUAUGACCGAAAAUUUUCCAAGACUCAGGACCGAGAAGCCCCCAAGAAAGGACUUAGGACUCAAGACCAAAAAACUUCCUCUCUUGAAAACAAUAAUGACCGUCAACAACAACAACGAAGAAAACGAAGUAAUGAACCUUCUACAAGAACAACAGCAUCUUCCUCCAACAAAGAAAAACAAAGGAAAUCGGUUAAUCAAAGCGGGAAGCAGGAUAUUGAGGAAUGCUUGAAACAACUAACAAGAGAAAAUGAAAUACAAAAAUCCAAGUUGGAGGAGCAAAUUCGAUUAAAUUCUGUAAGAAAAUAA